Messenger RNA from Symbiodinium sp. CCMP2592, 1173 nucleotides. The record is from the annotation of a GenBank genome assembly. NCBI's taxonomy places the organism in Eukaryota, Dinophyceae, Suessiales, Symbiodiniaceae.
AUGGCUGGAAGAUCCUUAGAAGUGCUUCGGCGUCGCAUCGCCGUGCUGAAAUCCUUCCAGUCCCGCUUGCUGUGGCCACCAGUGACUGAAUUUGAGGCAUUUGGCCAAUCUUUCCCACUUCCGUUUCGCCACACCGCAGCUGACGGCACUGUCUUGCCCCAACCUCUGCUACCCUACCUGGCAGGUUUUUUUGAUGGAGAUGGCUGUAUUUGUGCGCAAGGGGUCUGCAGACUCCACGUGGGCCAAGCAGCACCAAGGCACAAAGUGUUGUCCCUGUUUGCGACCACAUUUGGCGGAACCGUGAGCACACACAAGCGUGGUCUUGGUCUUAGCCAGCCAUCCUUGCAGUGGACCAUCACCGGGCAAGCAGCUCAGAUCGCUGCAUCAAAGCUUGCUGCCGAAUGCGUAGUAAAGAGUCCUCAGCUUCGUGUGGCAGCAUCGUGGCCCAUUGAAAAGCACUUGAGGCUGGAUGCGAAACGACGCUUGACAGCAUUGAACAGCCACUCGCAGUAUGACACUGCACAUCGCAGCUGCUCUUGGGCAUAUAUUGCAGGGUUCUUCGAUGCUGAGGGAUGCAUCAUGUGCCCGUCUUCUCAAAUUGCGGUAAAGCUGUCACUAUCCCAAAAGAGCACGUCUGUGCUACAUUGGAUUGACGGUUUCUGGCGCACAGACCUUGGCUUGACAUCAUCUUGGACACUUGACGCAAAGUCUGGAGUUACCACGGUUCGUGUCGAGGGGCAGUCUGCCACGCCCUUGCUGAUGCGACGGCUGCUGGACAACGGACUCUUGUUAAAGAAGCCACAGGCAUUGCUCGGUCUGAGCUUCAAGGACUUGCAUUAUGCAGAGCUUCGAGAUCAAGUGUCUCGCCUGUCCGGCAACCAAAGCAGAUACCAGACCUUGAGCCCAGAAGGGUGCCAAAGAGCAAGAGACAUCCUCAGAGUCCGCCGUCUCGUUCGAUACAGACUACACCAAAACAGGUCUGACGAAGCGGCGCACUUGCUGCAGCGACUCCAAGGCAUGCAACUAGAACAUGAACGCCUGAAUGCGCUGCAUGUCUAUCGGUCUUUGCGAAGCGAUAUCCGGGAGCUUCUGGCCACUGGAGCUAGCAUCACCAAGCAAAGUCCUACAUCGGUCGCAAAUUCCGGGCGUGCCCCAAGGCUUAGGAUCACAUGA